Molecule: messenger RNA, 267 nt
Organism: Tupaia belangeri chinensis (Chinese tree shrew)
Lineage: Eukaryota; Metazoa; Chordata; Mammalia; Scandentia; Tupaiidae
Product: succinate dehydrogenase [ubiquinone] cytochrome b small subunit, mitochondrial-like
Exons: 2
Coding region: 1-267 (88 amino acids)
Source: RefSeq, a predicted model, not a curated record
AUGGUAGUUCUCUGGAGGCCUACUGUCCUCUGCAGUUCCCAAGGAGGCCGAACUCUAUUCCUCCGGACCCCAGUGGUCAGACAUGCUCCUCUCUCCACCUUUCUACCAGACCGACGUACCCCAGGAUGGUGUGGAGUGAAGGGAGUGCAGCACAUUCACCUGUCACUAACACAUCACUGGGCCUUGGACAAGUUGUUAUUGACUGUGUUCACGGGGUUGCAUGGCGGAAAGCUGCCAAGGCAGGCCUUUUGGCACUCUCAGCUUUAA